CUCCGAGGACUCCCUCUUUGUUCCUUUGGCCGCAGAUCUCUCCUUCCCUAUAAGGGUUGCCUUUCGGCCCAGGCUCUCCCCACCCCACCCCACCCCCUUGCCAGCUGGUAGAGCAAAGGGUUAAGUCCAGCUGCCUCUCCAAAGAGCCUCCCCCUCGGCAUGAAUAGCUGUGCAGAGACGCCUGGACGAAGACGGGACUCACUCCGCGUUGGCGGCUUCCCUGGCGAGAGCGCAGCCCCCUCGUGCCUCCUCCUCCGGCCCCUGCUCUGUGUCGGUCGGACCCUGUGCCUGGACCAGGCCAAGUAUGGAGAGCUUCCUGGAACGCAGACCCUUGGGGGAGGAAUCCCUCCAGAUGUGGGACCUGAACAAGCGCCUGGAGGCCUACCUGGCCAGGGUGAAGUUCCUGGAAGAAGAAAACGAGGUGCUGAAAUGUGAGAUCCGGGGCUUGAAGGGGAGCCCGCCUGAGGGCUCUUGGAGGGGCAAGUACGAAGAGCAGCUGGCCGCCUUGCGGGCCACCCUGGACGAGGCCUUCAGGGAGAAGCACGUGGCGGAGGUGGCCAAAGCCAACCUGCAGGAGGAGGUCCAGCAGGUCAAGAGCAGGUGUCAGAAGGAGCGGGCUGCUCGCGAGGAGGCCAAGAAGCUGCUGGCCUUGAGCAAGAAGGGCCUGGAGGAGGAGAAGAGGAGCCACAUCUGGCUGAGGGAGAGGGCCGCCCAGCUGCAGAAGGAGGUGGAGGUGCUGGCCGAAGCCCACGGGGAGGAGAGGGCCCGGCUGGACCAGGAGCUGGCCGGCUUCUCCUGGGGCCUGGAGGGCUUCCGCGGCACCCUGGGGACCUUCCAGCCCGUGGAGGUGGAGGACUAUUCCGAGAGGCUCUCCCACAUCUGGCGGGGGGCGGUGGAGACCUACAAGACGGAGGUCUCCCAGCUGGAAGCCUCCUUCGGGGAGGCCAAGGAGAGCCUCUGGAAGGCGGCCGAGAGCAACCGGCAGAACCAGCUGCAGCUGCAGCACCUGGAGCGGGACUGGGCCGGCCUCAAGGCCCGGAAGGAGACGCUGCAGGAGCGCCUGGCCCAGCAGUGGCAGCACCAGCGAGGAGAAGCCCAGAAGCUGCAGUUGGCCAUGGAGGGGCUGGAGGAGGAGAAGCGGGCGCUGACCGUCCAGAUCGGCCAAGUCUUGGAAGACCAGCGGCAGCUGAUGCACCUGAAGAUGUCCCUCAGCCUGGAAGUGGCCACCUACAGGACUCUUUUGGAAGCAGAGAGCACGCGGCUGCAGAUGCCGGCAGAACCCACACUGGCCCUCAGCCUGCAAGACAGCAAACGGGAAGCAAGUGUCAGCCACCUCCCAGGAGUGUCUCUGGAGAGAGGGCGCUCGGGAUCCCGGGACAUCAGGCCAAGCCCUGCUGCCUUCUGGACGGGAGGGGUGGCGCUCCCGCCCCGCAAGAACCAGAACGGCUCCUUCACAGUCAGCGUAGCCUCUGGGCUCCCCAAGAGGAACCAGAGCCCCGGGCUGGGAGAGCCCCAGAAAGCCAAGGCCUUUGAGGGGAUGGAUGUCCCAGACUUCAUCGACUCCGCUGCUUUUAAGCUGGGCUCCCUGCCACAAAACGAGGGGGUGGCCGCCCCCGACACCGGGACCGUUUCCCAGUCAUUCGCCCACGAAGUGCCCCCGCUUUUCACCUCCCUCAGACCCCCGUUCUCCAAGGUCUCGGCAGAGCCCAGCUCAAGUGCAGGGCAGAGUGGGGGUGAAAUCUCAGCCCAGGUGAAAACAGAGGAAUCGGGGAAGAAAGUGGAGCUUCAUGAGGAAAUGGAAGAGGAGGAGGAGGAACCAUCUGGCGAAGAGCCCCUUUGGACGGCCGCUGCGCACAACGGGCCUGGCCCCUCCCGGCUGGUCACAGAAACCUCACUACAGGAAGUUCCAGGGGGCCCCGUCCGCUUCGAGGCUGGCUGGCUCAAUGUGGCCGGCACCCCAAAUGGCAUUCCCGUGGAUGAAUCGGAGGAGGAGGAAAACGGGGCAGCCAUAUCUCCGAGCACAGCAGCGUUGGGGGAUCCCGUCCCAGAGCCCCGUCACUCAGCAGACCUGCUGGAGGACAUCAACGGCUCUGUGGACUCCGCUGAGGGUCACGGCGCUCCAGACGCAGCCGUGUGGAUGUCUCACGGGGCAGAUCCUUCCCCUCUACAAGACGCUGAAUUGGUAGAGGAAGAGAGAAGUCCUUCCGCCCGGCAAAGCAAAGGGGACUUUGCGUUUGACAUUCCAGUCACUGGUGAAGCUGGCUGUUGCAACAGGAUGAGUCCAAUGGAGCAGACUGAGGGGGGCAACGAACAGCCCCCACAUUUCCAGAGCCUUGUCCAGAGGGACGAGUUGGCCGAGGGCGCCAAGGACACAGAAUCAGGCAGUCAACUGGACGUGGACGCAGCUGCCUUUCUCAGCAGCUCAGAGCCUGGCCUGAGCUAUCCCGAGGACCACACAGGUGCCCUGGGGGCCGACUUGGAGGAGGCCGAUGGAGGAGCAGAAGACCUUGAGGUAGUGAGCACAGAAGCCCUGCAUCUCUCGGAGGAUGAGGAGGAGCGGAGAGCACUUUCCAGUCCUUCCAAGGAGAGUGAGGAAGGGGACUUCCAGGCAGAGAUGCUGGAAAGUGAGUUCCUUCAGGCAGAAGAAUUGGUGGUUGAAACUUUGUCACCCAUAAACCACUUGUUUUAUUCUGCUGAAGGUCACCAAGAACCUUAUUUUCUUGGCAUAGAGCAGGAAAUCCCUGAGGAGCAAACACGAUUUUCCAAAUCGGAUUCUGUCUGGCCAGAGCAAGAGGGGGAAGAGCAGGACUCGGACCUUAGAGUGAUCUCAAUCGCUGAUGAGGCCAUCUUGAGAGAUGAACACACCACAAACAUCUUGUCAGCGGAGCCCAGGGUCACCGAGGAGGCAGGGGCUGAGGAAGAGCACAUUUGGGAGCCGCAGCAGCAUAUAAUGGGACACAAAGGCCUCCUGGAAGAAGAGGAUGCUCUGGGCAAGGAAGACAGAAUGGAGACGAACGAAAUCGCCAGCUUGCAAGAUGCAACCAGUGAGCAAGAAACUGUCUUGCAGAUGGAAAAUGUGGAGAGUGCUCCAAGGAAGGGAAUUGCCAAAGGAGAGCAAGGAGAGGAAAUGGUGGAGCCGUGUCAAGGAGACCUCCAAGUGGAGCGGUGGAUGGAGGAUGGAGAAAUCACCACCAAAGGAGAGGAAACGGGGGAGGCAUGUCAAGAAGCCCACCUAGCACUGCAGUGGGUGGAGAAAGAAGAAAUCACCACCAAAGGAGGUGAUAUAUUGGAGGCAAGUCAAGAGGACCACCCAAUAGAGCAACAGAUGGAGGAAGAAGAAAUAAUCACCAAAGACAUAGCAGAGGUGUGUCAAGGAGACCUCCCAACAGAGCAGCAGGUGGAGGAAGAAGAAACCACCACCAAAGGACAAGAAAUGAUGGAGGCUUGUCAAGGAGCCCACCUAGCAGAGCAGUGGGUGGAGAAAGAAGAAAUCACCUCCAAAGAAGAGGAAACAGUAGAGCCAUGUCAAGGAGACCUCCCAACAGAGCAGUGGGUGGAAGAAGAAGAAAUCACCACCAAAAGUGAAGAAACCAUAGAGGUGUGUCAAGGAUCCGUCCCAACAAAGCAGCAGAUGGAAGAAGAAGAAACCACCACCAAAGGAGAAGAAAUGGUGGAGGCUUGUCAAGAAGAUCACCCAGCAGAGCAGCAGGUGGAGGAAGAAGAAAUCACCACCAAAAGAGAGGAAACUGUGGAGGUGUGUCAAGGAGACCUCCCAACAGAGCAGUGUGUAGAAGAAGAAGAAAUCACCACCAAAAGAGAAGAAACUGUGGAGCUGUGUCCAGGAGACCUCCCAACGGAGCAGUGUGUAGAAGAAGAAGAAAUCACCACCAAAAGAGAGGAAACUGUGGAGGUGUGUCAAGGAGACCUCCCAACAGAGCAGUGGGUGGAAGAAGAAGAAAUCACCACCAAAAGAGAAGAAAUUGUGGAGCUGUGUCCAGGAGACCUCCCAACGGAGCAAUGUGUAGAAGAAGAAGAAAUCACCACCAAAAGAGAAGAAACUGUGGAGCUGUGUCCAGGAGACCUCCCAACGGAGCAAUGUGUAGAAGAAGAAGAAAUCACCGCCAAAAGAGAAGAAACUGUGGAGCUGUGUCCAGGAGACCUCCCAACGGAGCAGUGUGUAGAAGAAGAAGAAAUCACCACCAAGAGAGAAGAAACUGUGGAGCUGUGUCCAGGAGAACUCCCAAUGGAGCAGUGUGUAGAAGAAGAAGAAAUAACCAUCAAAAGAGAAGAAACUGUGGUGGUGUGUCCAGGAGACCUCCCAACGGAGCAGUGUGUAGAAGAAGAAGAAAUCACCACCAAAAGAGAAGAAACUGUGGAGCUGUGUCCAGGAGACCUCCCAACGGAGCAGUGUGUAGAAGAAGAAGAAAUCACCACCAAAAGAGAAGAAACUGUGGAGUUGUGUCCAGGAGAACUCCCAAUGGAGCAAUGUGUAGAAGAAGAAGAAAUCACCACCAAAAGAGAAGAAACUGUGGAUGUGUGUCAAGGAAACCUCCCAACGGAGCAAUGUGUAGAAGAAGAAGAAAUCGCCACCAAAAGAGAAGAAACUGUGGAGCUGUGUCCAGGAGACCUCCCAACGGAGCAAUGUGUAGAAGAAGAAGAAAUCACCACCAAAAGAGAAGAAACUGUGGAGCUGUGUCCAGGAGACCUCCCAAUGGAGCAGUGUGUAGAAGAAGAAGAAAUCACCACCAAAAGAGAAGAAACUGUGGAGCUGUGUCCAGGAGACCUCCCAACGGAGAAAUGUGUAGAAGAAGAAGAAAUCACCACCAAAAGAGAAGAAACUGUGGAGCUGCGUCCAGGAGACCUCCCAACGGAGCAAUGUGUAGAAGAAGAGGAAAUCACCACCAAAAGAAAAGAAACUGUGGAGCUGUGUCCAGGAGACCAUCCAACAGAGCACCAGCUGGAGGAGGAAGAGAUUACCGCCAAAGGAGAGCAAGGAGAGGAAAUGGUGGAGGCAUGUCAUGGAGACCUCCAAGUGGAGCAGUGGGAAGAAGAGAACCCCAAGGCUUCACCUGAAAGUGACGUGCUGGAUAGAGAAGUAUUGGUAACAGGGUCAGAAUCAAUGGAGGCUGAGGAGAUGGGGGGGAAGACGAGCCCUGUAGAGAUGGAAGAAACAGGGGGCUAUGUCAUUACAGGUGAUUUGCAGCAGAAAGAGGACCCUCAAGUCAAGGUGGUCCAGGCCGACCCUCCACAGGAAGAACAGCGUGUUACUCCGGAGAGAGAAGAAACCUUCCAGAAGCAACAUCCGCCACCCCACGAAGCCAGCCCUGGGGGAUCGGAGGUUCCUUCAGAAGUGCGGAGCAACACUGCCACUGGUUUUGAAGCUGAGUCCCACAGUGGCCCGUGGGACGGGGAUCUGUCUUCUGAAAGCGACCAUCAGUUGCAAAGUGAUUAUUCAGGGUCCUUGGAGUCCUUCGAAGUGUCCCCAAACGCCACCAGUGAAACAGAAGGGAUUGAAAAGGAGCUGGAGGGCAGUAAACAGAUCAGACUGGAGGAAACGUUGCCAGAUAACACACCUUUGCAUUUGUAUGAGGAACAUUUGUUGGUUGUGGCUGGGAAAGUCCAGCUGCACCCAGAGAACGAAGAGGCGGCAGAGACAGCCCUUUUCACCACAGACAGCACCUGUGCUGCGGACGCCACCGAGCAGCCGGUGGAGGAAGCGUGUCCAUUCCGUGCCCAAACAAAAAAGAAUAAUGCUGCCCGGGUCCUGGAAGGGGCAGGUGAGGAAGGAGAAUCUGCUCCUAAGCAGCAUUCCCCCGACUCUGAGGAGCUUCCUGUUUCAGAAGUUUUUGAAGAAGAAGCUGAAACUGUGGGACUCACUGGAAAUGGUGAAGAAGAAGACAACCUGCACUCCUGGGAACCUGAGAAGCCAGGCGCGGAAGCCCAUUUCCCCUCAGGGGAUGCAGAAUUCGAUGAACAGCACGAGAAAACCUUGCAAGGUGGAAGUGGCUCAAGGAAAGAGCCCGCAGGCGGAGAGAUGGCUCGUGAGGAAACCUGCAGCACAGACUUCGUUUGGGAGGCAGAAGGAAACACCAUAUUCCAAGCAGAUCAGCCUGGUCCCUUCUAUGCUCAGGAAUGUGUCUGGGGGGGAAGUGGCGGCAACCCUUUGGAAUUUAGUGACCCCCACAAUAUAGUGUCUGAAGGUUCUCAUAGGGUUUCUCCUCUGACCAGCGUUGCCGACCUGGGAGAAAUUGUGUUGGAAGGAGAGCAGUUUCCCGAUGGCCAGAAAGAGGCUGCAGAAUUUGAAGGUUUGGUGUACAGUGAGGACGAAAGGGGGCUGGAGGUCCAUGGGUCCCAACCCAUCUCUGAUCUGGAAAACCGUGGAGGAGGAGAUGCCGCCCAACCAACAGACCUGACUGAAAUGAAUGCAAGUAUUAUGGAUCUCACAGAUCCUUCACCAAAGGCAGAAGCCAGCCUUCCCAUAGACAGUCUGAAAGACUCUGAUAUCCUGGAAAUCGUAGAACAAGCCCUGGAGUUCAACCAAGAGGUUAUCAAGGCUGCCGAGCAAACCUCAGAGGCCCAGGGAGACAUUCGUCACUCCCCAGAGGGAGAGAGUCAUGGCAGCUGUCUUGCGUUACCUGAUGCAGGUAGAUCCCAGGUUCUCACAGCGGCCCCAGAGGCCCUCUCCCCCGGGGCUCAAGACCCAACAGGACCUGGGCAUCUGUGGGUUGAAAAAAAUAGUUAUGUGCUGCAGCAUGACUCCAGCCUGCCACAGUUCACCACCGAGAUACUGAACGGCCUUGGAGACCUUCAUCCUGGCCACGGGGAGUCUGGCGUGGGCUCUCCCAGGGAAGGCCUAACUCAGGAGGUGGCCACCAGCCAGCUCUCCCAGGGGGAGUUCCUGGAUGACCUGUCCCUGCUAGAGACCAUGAACCAAAAUCCACCACAGACCCCCGCUGAUGAGGAAGCGCCCAGAACGGGAGGAAUCAGUCCUGAAAUCCAGAAGGCCGUUCCACUGGAGCACAGAGGGCCGGCGGGGCCAAACGUGGACAAGAGCUUCUUUGCAAACAUCAUGCAGUCUGCUCACGUGAAGGGAAAAGACGCCGAGAUGGAGACCGUGUCCAUUCCACCACGUUUUGGAGAAGAAAUUCUCCACCUGGAGUCCACUCAACACCUGAAGUUCCAGCCAGGAGAUGAAGAAGAGUUAUGGUCUCCAGAAGACAACUGAGGUGUUUGGGGGGGCAUUUCUUUUAACCUCCACACUAUCUCCCCCCUCCUCCAAUCUCCUUCACUCAUUGGAAAUCUUUCAAUAGACAGUCACAUUGACAAUCAAAGACGUUGUGUGUAGACAGAGUAUUUCCCCUUCCAGGACUUCCGCUCUGCAGGAGCCAUUUAAAAAGGACAAAACAAAAAGCAAAGGAUGUUCAAGUGAACUAGAGAGACAGAAUCCAGGGCCAGGGGUGGGGGCGGGGGUGUUAUCUGUCCCUCGAGGCAACCCAUUCUUUGGGGGGAGACACUGGCAGAAGCCUGCAGUUACCGUCUGCAGCUGGGAAUGUCCAGGGGAGAAAGAUCUGCGCCUUUGGAGCACUCAAGGAGGUGAGCUCAUCUCCAGCGCCCCAAACCUUCCCGCUCAGGGCCCAAAUAAUUUAACUGCCUGAAACACUGGAGGAGGGGGGGCAGGGAGGGGCAGGAAGGGUGGCCCAGCCUCAUUGCCUGCCCCUCAGGUGGCCCAUUCAGAGCUUCUCACCUGUCAGGGGAGUGGAGAAAUUGGCCACAGGAAGGGGCUGCUGGGCUAGUCCGUUUCAGAAGAGCAGCCGCCCCUCCACUCAGGAGGGCCUCCGGAAGUCCUUCUCCCCCCAGCCGCCUUGGGGCCUGGGGGGGGGGGGGGCUGCGUGUCUGUCCCAGGGGUGGCUUCAGGGGCGGAGGUUCCCGGUCCCCCACGUGACCACACAGAGCUGCUGUGUGGUGAACCAGCCCAUCAGCCCAGCCAAGUCAGCACCAUCCGCUCAAGCUGGCAGGCCGCUCUCUGGGCUCUCCGGUGGAAGCCGUUGACGCCACCUGCUGCCUGGUCCUUUUCAACUGGAGGUGCUACCAGGGACUGAACUCGGGACCUUCUGCUUGCCAGGGGCUCCACCUCUUAGCCACAGCCCAUCCCAGGAUAGACCCACACAAAGCACACGCAACACACACACAAACACACACACGCGUCCCUCAGUGGGUCUGCCAGCAGGAAAGAAGGAGAGCUUUUCAAAGGGAUGGUGUCAGGCCAGGAGGGACAAAGCAGAGCCUUUAGGACUUCUGGCCUCUCAGCCGGGGGGCAGGAGAGGGAAGAGGCCCUGGAAAACCAAGGAUACCCCCCACCCCCCUAAGAGGGUGAAGCUCUGCCCCCUUGGGUGCUGCUGUUGCCCUUGUCCAUCAGAUGGGCGGCCCCCCUCUCCUUCCUGCUACUCUCGGCUCACAGGUGCAACGCUAAGUGUUCCCUCUGUGGUGGAGGCGCACCGGACUCCGCGCCAUCGGCCCUGGGAAGGAAGGAAGGCAGCCCCCCUCCCCCCCUUGUGGGACUCCAGAGAAGAAGGGAUGUCCUCAGCAAGCAGUUGAAUAGGAAGGGCUGCUCUCCCCAACGCCCUCCCAACCGAUUCCUUUCAGGAAAACUUCACAGAUGUCCUCAUUCAAUUCUCUCUCUCUCUCUCUCUCUCUCUUUCUCUGUGUGUGUGUGUGCUCAUUUUACAAAAUACAUUAAAAAAUUAAAAAUG
Messenger RNA from Sphaerodactylus townsendi, 8750 nucleotides. RefSeq names its product nestin (gene NES). NCBI's taxonomy places the organism in Eukaryota, Metazoa, Chordata, Lepidosauria, Squamata, Sphaerodactylidae. The transcript has 5 exons. The record is from RefSeq and is a predicted model, not a curated record. Gene Ontology annotation, molecular function: intermediate filament binding; CCR5 chemokine receptor binding. Gene Ontology annotation, biological process: positive regulation of intermediate filament depolymerization. The coding region runs from base 305 to 7225 and encodes 2306 amino acids. Gene Ontology annotation, cellular component: intermediate filament.